Molecule: messenger RNA, 2389 nt
Organism: Teleopsis dalmanni
Lineage: Eukaryota; Metazoa; Arthropoda; Insecta; Diptera; Diopsidae
Exons: 6
Coding region: 124-2118 (664 amino acids)
Source: RefSeq, a predicted model, not a curated record
UAUGAGUCUGUAUUUGUUUAACCUUUGAUUUUUUCAUCUCAUUUACAGUAAAAGUGCGAAUCUGUAAAAAAAACUGGGUCCUAGUCAAAGCAUCUGAGGUAAUUGGUCAAUGUAGUUGCAGCGAUGCCUUCACGGCGAUCUGGUGGGGUCGGCACCACACGACGCAAACAUUCGCUCGGAAAUUUGCGUCGUGCACAUCCAGCUUCAGGUGCCACUUGGAAUGUGCAGGUUGUGCGAGGUAAAAUGUCAUCGAAAUGUCUUUGGCAUGCAUGUCGUGCACUGAUACUGGGACUGACAUUGAUGUUGUUAGGUGCGGGUAUGGCGACACUAGGCUACUAUGCUGAUCAUUUGUCAAUGGGUUCGGAAAUUCGUGGAAAUGCUACGAUUCGUGUAAAGAAUGAUCUAAAAGGAUUUCAUCUUAACAAUUUUUCUUAUGUGGGUCCUAUCGUUAUGGGUUUUGGCGGAUUUAUUGUAGUCGCUUCAUGUGUGAUGACAUUUGAAGCACGAGAUUCUGCUGCGAAAGUGGUACCAGCUCGCUUUCGCGCUGGAGGAAGUAGUAAAACGACUGUAAGAAGCAAUCAAAGUAGUUCGGCCUCAACACGUAGAGCAAUGGGCCUUCAAAUGCAAUCUUCGCGCUGGGAUCAUCAUUUUGGUGUCUUCCGAUCAUCACCAGCUGACCCAAAACCAUCACAGACGACACCAUUUGAUCGUGAUGCUCUCACAGCAGAACUCAUCAAAUUCUCCAAAUCACUCAGUGCAUCUGCUCGCUUUUCUCCACAACUACGACGCCUCACCUACACUGGUUCUGUGCCAAAUCUCUCCACUCACACAUCUCAUCCACUUGUUUAUUCUACUAAUAUAUCACAUUUGCUUUCACCGAAUCACAAAUCUAUGCUGCUGGAACAUAAACGUCAUCGACAUCAUCGUCAUCACCAUCGACAUCAUCACAUACAUACAAACAGUAGUGGUCGCCAUAUCAAAAAUCGUGGUACUCGCAUUAGUAAUAGUUUAGUACAAAGAACAACAAGAGAAAAUGCCGUUUGUGCAUUACUCCAACCACCAGCGAAUCGUCUUUACUGGCAUGCCUCAUCAUUUGAUGAGAGCGGACGUACUGAAAAGCAAUUAGUACGUAACACAGAACGUAACAGACGUUCAGAUACAGCCAAGAGACAUGUUCUGGCGCGUCAAAAACCAAUUGAGCAUGAAGAAGAUAAAAACAGCCCAUUAGGAAAUAGAAGAAGUUCAACCAUGUCAGACUCUUCAUAUAGCGGCCGCUGGACGGUGCGCUGCGCCUCAAUUGCAAGUCAUGCCUCAAGUAUUGAUUCAAGACGAGUGCAAGUAGAUUUACAUAGUCCGGAAGUUGUUCCAAAAUCUAUCUUACGCUCUCCUAAGCGUUAUAAUUCUGGCCCUUCUACAACACCAUCAGUGGAAAAAGAAUUUAGAAGUCAACUGUCCGUGUGCUCAGAGCCGCCAGCAGCCAUACGACAGCUGUCUGGGCAAUCAAGUUUAGAACCUUGCUUUCCCGAAGAAACUACAGAGUUUUAUGAUGAUAAACUUUCAACCACUAGUGAUGUGGAAAUAGCUACAACUCAAAUGCCACAAACACCCCAUACUGAUGAUAAUACCACAAAAGCAAGCAUUUUAAAGAAGCCGCGACCUGAUACCUUACCGCUUCAUGCGGGCGCUGCAAUACUUCAAUUCACAAAAUCCUUUAAUGAAAGCAACAAACUAUUGCAACGUAGUAGUUCUUCCCGUACUUUCUAUAGACCUAAACCACAUAUACCUAAAGAAUUGGAUGAUUCCAUAUUCUAUAUACGUUCCACGGGUGAACGGGAAAUGAUCAAUAACAACGACUUAUAUGAUUUGAUCAACGAACGAAGGAGCACGCUGCUCAAAACGGACAGUGAAGCUGCUCUAAAUGAACGAAAACUUAGCUCAUUUUCGCUCAUGCAGGAAAUACCAGAACAAAAGGGCACGUCAGUCGAAAUUGAAGAAUAUGAAGUAGUGCAGCUGGAAACUAGAUCAGAAAGCGAAAGGCUUGAAUGCAAAGGUGAGCAAAACGAAACUACAUUACAAAUAGAAGAAGCAGAUACUAAUGGCACUGCAAAUGCAAUUUAAAAUUAGUACCUAUAUUUGUUUGAAUGCCAGAUAACUUAUGAGAUAUGAAAUACUACAUUGUCUAAUAAUUAAUUUAGCAACUAAAAGGUUAUAGCGUAAAGUUAUGAUAAGCGUUAACGGCAUAAGAUACUUGUGUACCAGAGUUUAUUUUAUAGUAGCAAUUAGGGUGUUUAAGCGUAGUCUCGCGUGUGUAGUAGAGUUAUGUUACGUGAUUAUCUACGAGUUUACUAUAUAUUUUAUAAAAGAAACGAUUCAUUUUAUUUUGUAGAAU